Messenger RNA from Colletotrichum truncatum, 375 nucleotides. RefSeq lists its product as uncharacterized. NCBI's taxonomy places the organism in Eukaryota, Fungi, Ascomycota, Sordariomycetes, Glomerellales, Glomerellaceae. The record is from RefSeq and is a predicted model, not a curated record.
AUGACUCUAUCUGCCUUCACCAUCACCCUCGUUGCCGCCCUCUCCGGCGCCGCUACCGCGGUCGUGUGCACUCCAAGCCAGACAUAUUGUGGCUCUCAUCUCCUCAAAGUCGAUGCAAACAACCAGAAAGACAUUGAAAAAGCUCUGGCUGCUGGGAAACAACCUGUCGACGACGCGCAUGUGACGGGCUCCGUCUUUUGGUGUGUCCCACCCGGCGUCCCUGCCGGCCAGUCUGGACUUCUUUUGGUCACGUACUGCGGUCCCAACAUCAGUGGACCUAUUGUCAUCUGCAAAGAAGGCGGGGCACUGGGUGGCGUCGGUGAUGCGUGUGCUGCCGUCUCAAACAGCUUCAAUUCGGCCAAGUUCCGCCAGUAG